AUGAGCCGCGGUUCAGCCCACCAGGAGUGGUCGAGCAGGGGCACGCGGGCGCCGCCAGGACUGGCCCCCCCCCAGCAUCAACCGCACAGCGCGGUGAGCCCGGUGGAGGCCCUGAUGCGGCCCACCUCCGGAUCGCGCUCGGUCGGCGGCGAUCCAGUGCUCCAGUCAACGCCCGAGAUGGCGCCUGCCCGCGAGCACACGACCCAGCAGGGCCCUUUCGCCUCAACAGCAGCUGGUAGCAUCAACGGCCAGCCCCAGGGCGCCUGGGGCCCGGCGGAGGCCGCGCUGCGCCCACUCGUGCGUGCUUCCACCUUGGGGACCCCUGCGCGCGAGGGCGAGCGCGGGCAAGCGUCCGUGAGCACGCGAGCACCGUCGGCUGCUGCGUCUGACGUGCCCGUCGUGUCGCGCCACCGGGCCUUCUCCCCGCGGCCGGUCUCCGCGAAGGUGUCGCCGCAGGUCGCGGUGCCGGAGGGGCGCACGUCCCUCGGGGACGGCACGACGCAGGUGCACUCUCCGACGUUGACGGUGCAGCGGAAGAAGUGGGCGAGCGAGGCCACGUCGCUGUCCCGGCACGGGAGCGGCCCCCCGAGCGGCAGCGUGCGCGGGCUGGUCAAGUGCGACGGCUCGAUCAGCGAGGACGAGUUCCACGGUCUGUUGCGGUCGACGGAGAUUGGCCUGCGGGGGGGCGUCGACAUCAAACGCCUGCCGUUCCGCGCGCAGGAGGUCGCGCGCACGCUCGACGUGGACCACAGCGGCUUCUUGGACGGCGAGGAGGUCGGCGAGGCCGUCCUCGCGCUCGUGCGGCUCCGCAAGGAGCGCAGGACGCUUCGGCGGGCCGUGGUGGCCCUGGCCCUCUUCGCAGUCUUCCUGCUCCUGGGCGUGUCGGGCCUCGUGUGGACCGUGCAGCGCAUGACGCGGGACAUGUCGGUCGCCGGCGGCGCCCUCGUCGACUCCGACACCGGCCUGCCCGUGUUGACCUCGAGCGCGGAGUUCCUCAGUCGCCCCGACGGGCGGCUGGUGAACCGCGAGACCGGGCAGCCCGUGCAGGUGUCGGCCUCGUCGUACAGCGGCCCGCUGUCGAGCGCGCUCCCGGACCGCGCCCUCGGCGAGCUCAUCAGCCUCGUGGCUACGUCGCCCUCGGGCGCCAACGUCAACCUCAAGGUGCAGGGCGUGGCGCGGUUCCCGGACGCGCGCACUGCGACGGGGUCGUACGUCGAGAUCAUGACCGCGGCGGGCGCCGUCCGCCUCGACGGGUCCGACAUGACGUUCCAGAGCGACGCCGUGGCCAGCGUGUUUGAGCGCGCGGGCUUCACGCUGUACCGGUCGCGCAGGAGGCUCGCGUCGCACCACGACGCGCCGACGGGGAUGUACAACACGCUCGACAGUUCGCUGUACACGCUGACGCGGAGCGGCGCGCAGGCGGGCCUGAACCCGGGCAACGGGAGCGACGCGGACCAGACGUUCGGCGGCAACGUCGUCAGGGGGUCGGGCGCGGACCAGGCGCCGCCGCUCGCCCUGCCGGCGGAGUUCACCGCCGAGGCGACCGUGUACCACCCGUGCGUGGUCGGCGCCGUCGACAAGUGCGGCCCCGACACGCCCGGCGUGACGCGGUUCCGCGGCGAGCGCUGGGUGGAGACUUCGGCGUACAUCGUGUCCGUCGGGGGCUCAACGUACACGCGCCGGACGUACCCGGCGUACCCGGGCCAGGUCGAGCACGAGGUCCACGACCACGAGGCGCGCGAGGCGGUGUCCUGGCAGGAGGUGGACGGCACGGGCGAGGCCCUGCACUGCGCGCGGCGCCGCGCGGUGCACCUCAGCGAGCUCUCCACGUACUUCACGGUCGACGUCACUUCGCUGCGCACGCGCAGGAAGAAGACCACCGUCGAGGCCGUCCUGCGGCCCACUGCGCUGCUGGAGACCACCGCCAACAUCGGGGGCGCGUACGACGCUGUCGCGGCGGGGUUCCGCGUCGAGUACGUCCACCACGAUCGGCGCGGCCACCUCGUUGAGGUCACGGACGCGCUCACGGGCACGCUCACCGUCUUCCACUCGAUGGUGUUUCCAAUUGCGUCGGGCGACCGGUCUGGGCUUGAGUCGCUCAUGUCGGCGCCGGCGUGCGAGGCCGGCGACCCUCAGCGCGAGGCGCUGGUGCCGCGCAUGGUCGACGCGUACGGCGGUGCCGAGGGCACGGAGCAGCCAGUACUGAGCGCGGCGCGGCGCUCGCUGGUGUCGCCGGCGCUGCGCGUCGCGCGAGGCCUGCAGCAGACCGGAUGCUUCGACUACGACGUCGACUGGCCCGUCGGAUCCGCGAUGGACGUCGUCGUGUCGUCGCCCUGCACGUCGUCCAGCGUCAGCACCACAACCCUGACGCUGCGCGGCUCGUACGCCCGGUCCGGCACGUGCGAGGCCUUCGGCGCCGUCGCGAUCGCGUACGACUCCAUCUCCGGCGAGGCGAGCGUCCUCCCCGGCAGCAUGGGUCUCACGUGCACGGCACGCGAAACGGCCAACGCCGCAGGGCACGCAUGGCUCUCCGCGGCGAUGAGCACGCAGGACCUCGUCGACGUCCCGCUGCACCUCGCGUCCUACGACACGCUGCCCGUCGCGGGCGGCGAAGUGCGCGUGCGCAACCAGGUGUCCCUGGAGGGCAGCAACGUGGUCGCGCUCGACUUGGAGGCGAUUGGGGGGUCUGUGCGCGUGGGGGCGCGCAUCGUGCCGACGGGCGCGUGCGCGCACGAUGUUGCGGCGGGGCAGCACAUCGGCGGGCCCGGCGGCGCGCACCACCAGCCCGUGGCGGAGUCGGCGGUGCGUUUCUUCCAGUGGGAGUGGCGCAGCGAGGCGCCGGCGAGCACCUGGGAGUUCACCGCGUCGACGGAGCACCACCAGACGUGCACGGCGCAGGACGCCCUGCCCGUGGUUGCGUGA
Messenger RNA from Pedinophyceae sp. YPF-701, 2922 nucleotides. The record is from the annotation of a GenBank genome assembly. NCBI's taxonomy places the organism in Eukaryota, Viridiplantae, Chlorophyta, Pedinophyceae.